This is a messenger RNA of Stylonychia lemnae, 5214 nucleotides long. The record is from the annotation of a GenBank genome assembly. Lineage: Eukaryota; Ciliophora; Spirotrichea; Sporadotrichida; Oxytrichidae.
AUGUCUUAAUUUCGUUAAUCCAGAGUGAUAAUAGAUGAUAACAACCCGCCCCCUCCUUAUAUGAAGCAGCUGCCUUAGCUUAAAAUGCCAUUCUCUCACAUUAUUGAGAUGAUGAACAAGAAGACCUAGAAACGAAGAGUGCUUGCCUGCGACAGUGCCGCCUAAGCAGAGGAAUAUGUCAACCUCAUGAACCUAGUCAACUCCUACUUGAACUACGAACUGCUCUUCACUCAAGACGAUUCUACUUAUCAAGAAGCUAAUAAGAAGGAAAAAGAUGAGAAGCACAAGACCAGUGAGAAUGACCAAACCAAUCAAAGCAACAUUCAACAGCCCAGAAAGAGUGGUCCUAUUUUCAUUACAAACUGGGUGCAGAGUUAUAACCAACACAAUGGCACUCUUGAGUUUAAAGAGGAAGUAUUCGACCCUGAGAACUUCCCCUAUUUGCUAUCCUUCGGAAGAGAGAAUGAUUCAGUCAAGUCUCUUUACUUUCCAGGAGAUAGUGUCCUAUUUGCAGGGAAUGAGCAGCAUUGGCUCGGAGCUGUCUAGCAAGUGCUCUCUACUUUCAGCAGAGAAAGUGUCACUUCAGUCAUAUUUAGAGGGAAUUUCAUGAUCGACCAAGUACUUAAAAGCCUUAUCUCUUCAAUUGCAUAGUAUGAAAGGCUAAUUAGCAUAGAGAUUUCAAAUAAUGGUUUAGCCAAUUAAAGUCUUGAAAGCCUGGGUAUAAUCUUUUCUAACUGCCCCUUAAUCACUAAGAUUAAUCUAAGCAACAACCUGCUCGGUCAAGGAAACGGUCAAUAGCAUGCAUUAGAGUUGUUCUUAACUCAUCUUUUAACAGAAUUAGAUCAUCCACAGAAUCUAGACCUCUCUGACAACAAAUUCAGCGAUGAAAGCUUGAUGCCUUUCAUUAAGUUCAUAUUCGCCAAUGAGGACUGCAAACUAUAACUAUUUAAUCUUGAGAACAACAACUUCUCAUCCUUUGGAAAGAGGACAUUGCUGAAGGGCUACUCUAUGAGUUAGAACAAGCAAUAGCUAUAAUUCAAGUGCGGACCAAUGCCAUUCACAGAAGCCUCACUCAAGCAUGCUUUUAAUGUGCAGUAUGAAACCAAAGUUACCACAAGCAAGGGGAAAGAAUCUGAACCUCAAAAGGUUCUUAAGUCAAUGAAUAGGGACAAUCUAGAAAUGAGAAUAGUCAGAAAGCCAAAUUACGGAGGCAUGUACUUACGAGGCCUCCCAAUAAGCAAGCCAGACAGAGAUAAAUUAUAUCAAAUAUUUGGAAAGAUAGAAACUACUGUCUAGCUUAGACACAACGUAUUCAUUGAGGACAUUAGAGAUCUGUUACAAGAAAUUUCACAGCUGACAUUCGAGUUCCCUAGACACAAGCUGGAGGCACUGUUUGAUGUAGUGAAUGAAAAGCUCUUUCAAAGUAUGGAAUGCGAAAACAUCUACUGCCUAGAAGUGCUCUUAGAUUGUCUCAGAUUCAUGAAUGCCAGGAAUAUUAAAGCUGAGGAGAAGUAUCAAGAACUCUCAAUAAUUGCUGCUAGCGUUGCUAAAGAUUUGCUUAAGGUUUUAAAUAUGGAGUUGCUAGAUGAUAAUGAACUAAACACAAUGCUUGACAAUUCGCUUAAUGAAGCCAAGAGAAUCGGAAUGCGAGGAGAGAUAAUAGACGUAGCAAUCACUUUGAAAAUGCUUCGCAACAACUUCCUAACUGAAAUGCAAAAUAAAAGUGCGAAUUCUGAUGAUGAAGGGCAAGGAGUGGGCGAGGAUCAGCAAUAGUUGGAGUACUAUGAUGAGGAUAAGACUAUGAAUGUAUACGAUGAGAAGUAUGAUUAGUAUGUGGAGCUAAGUGCAGAGGAACUUGGACUGACUUCAGAAGUUGAGCCUAAUCUUGGUUUUCAUCCAUUUACCAGCGACUACCUCAAAAUAAGCAAUCUGAAUCUAAACUAUGUCAAGAAGAAUCUGAAGGAAGCGUAGAAGUUCUUAAGAGACGAAGAAUCAUAUGCCUAUAGAAAUAUAUUUGAUAGAUGCUACUUUUUGCUUUGCGACUGCACAGAGGAUAACACUUAGUCCUCUAAAGCCUACAAUCUAGCUAAAAAUGAUUAGAACUUGAAACUGGCAAGAAUUAUAUUCAGAUACAGGAAUAGUUUGGAUAAUUUGUUUACAUCUAAGCCUGAGCCUUAUCCAUCACAAUUAGUCAUAAGGUAGCAAGAUGGACAACAAGAAGGGAGACGCAGAAGCACAUUAGUGUCUUAGCAGCCAAACAUUAAGGCUGAGGAGAACAAGAUUCAUUAAUACAAAUACCUGUUGAACAAGGACUACCUGGAGUUUAAUGGAACCAAACUAACCCAUCCAGUGACCAAGAUAGAUAAGAAUAAGGCUCCCUAGGCCGUGGCUUUCAAUAGGAACAUAUAUUCUAUCUGUGAAACAGAUGACUUUACCAAGAACACCCUGUAUGCUAAGAUAUAGGAGUUGUUUGAAGAGUUUGUUGUUAAAAAGAGCAAAAUCAUUAAUGAAGACUUGACUGAUGAGUUCUUCAUGCAGAUUUACAGAUAGAUCAACAGAAAAAAUCAGACUUAGAGCGAGAAAUCAGCAAAAGCCAUUUCUAAUGCUCUGUUCAUUCUAGCUAUAUUCUCAAGGUAUGCUUCUCCGAGCAAGGAUUUGUUCGAAGCCUACGAAAUCUGGCUUAAUUAACUCAGAGAUAAAAGUGGGACAGAGUUCUUCAGAUUGAUAUCAAUAGUGAUCAACAACUUCAACAUAAUGAAACAAAUCGAUUAGAAUACCAAGCCGUAUGUGUACUGGCCACCUUGCUUUGCUGAAAUCGAAUCAGUCAUCACUGGAGAGCCAAUCUACAUUUAAAUCUACACUCCAGUUGGGGAUGUGUAUCAGUACAGUGUAGAUGAGACAACGACGGUUGAGACUCUGCUGACUUAGAAUAUUUGGAAGGAGAAGUUCUUUGCCAAGGAGCCUGACUGCGAGUUCUACUGGCUGUACUAGCAUGUGGAAAAGUCUGACCAGUUUGAUCAGCCAUUGUCCAAGGAUAAGAAGAUACUCAAACUAAUGUAUAAAAAUGAGAAGACGCAGGGUCUGCUUCAGAGGACCUCAGGGUAUAAGGACAAUUUUGAUAAUUCAUCUAAUUCACCAGUCAGAAAAUACUCUUUUAUCAAAAAAAAGUCGACUAAAUUCAUGAGAAAACAGACAAUAGUGUCUACAAUGGAUACACUUUAGGAAAAUGAGUAUCAAAGUACUAUCUUACUCAUGCGAAAGCGUCUGUUCUCAGCUCUACACUUAGAUAAAAAUGUGAAAACUCUGGCUAAGAAGCCACUUAACUUCCUUUACCAUUAAGUGCGAAUGGACUAUAUAGAAAAGAACAUCUUGCGAAGACUGAGUAACUACGAGGACGUGAGUCUGUUUGCUGCGCUCAUUUUGAAAGUAAAGUAUUGGGGCAAGAUUCUAAGAUCAAAGGACAACUCGCUUACAAAGGAAUUGAUCAUCAAGAAUAUUGACUAUGCUCUUCCUCAGACGUUUAUGCGAGAAAAGCCUCAGGAGUACUGGGUUUAGAAGAUUCAAAAGGACUUCGACAGACACAGUCUUCGAGAACUGUCGAUAGAAGAGGCCUAGGAGAGAUUUCUGAAUCAUUUUGCGCAUUAUCACCUUGCCUACUCUAGCUACUAUGUCAUGACAGCGCAGUCGCUUAAAGAUUUGACAGACCUAAACAUGCUCAAGCAGUUUGAGUUAGACGAUGGGGAUGAUAUGAUGAGCAAUGGCAGUAGAAGUAACAGGGACACGUUUUUGCAGCAGCAUAUGAAUCAUGAUCUGCUCUGUGUAAUAAACUUCAACGGUAUCAGCUUCUAUGAGAAUCUGAAGCGAGAUAAAGUCAUUUAAAGAAUCCAAUUCGAUGAAAUACUCUAUGUAAUGGGCUCAAGCGAUACAAUCAAGGUUGGAUUCAUUAACAAAAUGCAGGUCAAGAACUAAGAUGUGAAGGUUGAUCUGUUUACUACGAAUGGAUUGAAUGCAAGAAUAGUGGCAGAGGACAUUAUUGCCUACUGUCAACUCAGAUUGGCUGAGUGCUCAAGGAAUGAGUUCAUUGAGAUUGUAAAGCGAAACAUCAUAAACAUAUUCGAAGAUAUGGAGGAUCCCUUCGCCAACCCUGAUGACGACAACUUUAGUCCAAACAGGUCAAACAACACAUUCAGGAAAUCGUCGAACAUUGGCUAAGUUAGAAAGAGCAACAUUGGAGCAUUUGAUUUCCUCGGAGAAGGGGAUAUGUCUCAAGCCUCACCAGGUAAAGAGUACGAAAAUUACCAAAAUUCAGCAAAACAGAUUCAGCUCAAAAUAUAGCAAUAGAGAGGUCAUUAAUUCAGAUUGAAGGAAAAACUAUUGAUAUACUUGAAAAAGUACCCUUUAUACAUGCAAAAGCAGUUGGCUACAGAUAAAGGCUCAGAGUCUUAAAAAAAUUUGCCUCCUCUUCGGAGUAGUUCUAUUGUUGGGCCUGCUGGAGGUGCAGCUGGUACUUCUUUCAAUACAAAGGAUCGAUCUAGUAUCUUUAAAAUGCAGCUAUCCACUUAGAGAAUUGAAGAAGACAAGGAAGAAGAUGAAGAUGACUCUGCUAGCAUCAAAGAUUACUACACUGCAGAUGAUGUCUCGAAUGCCUACAACACAAACAACUCUGUCCUCAUUAAGUAGGCAGAUAAAAAGGUACACUCAAACAAAAGUGACUAUGACAAGUACCCUAAAACAUCCCCAGGUGGUCUUUCAAAUAAGUCUGCUGUUACUCAGGGAAAAUCAAUAAAUAAUUCGUAGAUCUCAGACAACUCUUCCAGCAAUAAAGGCAGGCAAUAGCCGCAGAGCGCUGGUAGUGUAAACUCUCAGAAUACUAAUGACGAUGCGAGUAGCAAGAAGAAAUCUCAGGCUGAUGGAGACUUUAAUCCAACAUAGCAAGCAGUUAUUAAUGAGUUAUUCAAGGCAUAGAAAGGUGAUGUGAGUCCAGAGGUAUCAGAAUUCUAGAAAAAGCUUUCACAAUCUAAAUUCGGGUCAUUGACGUAGUUAGUAGAUGAAUCAAGUUAGCAGCAAGAUGAGAAAGUUGAUGGAGAAGCUAUGGUUCUUGGCUAAAAGGUAAACUACAAUGAGAUGGAUAAGACCCAGAAAAAGGAGAAUCUUAACAACAUACUUUCAGCAGUUUUUAGUAUAUUACCCCCACCUCCACCUCCUCCUAAAUGA